AUGCUAAGGAUAUACUUGUUCUUAUUGUUACUGUACUGGACCUGGGGUUUGGAAUAUAUUCUUCUAGGAUGUUACAAGCCUUCCAAGCAAAAUAGACUUUUAAAGCAAGCGACGGGUAGUAUAAAUUGCGCUACGGAAUGCAGGAACUAUCAUUACCGGUAUGCCAGUUAUUUCGGUGGAGAAUGUUACUGCAGUAAUGAUGUAGGAGAAGAACUUUCCAAUACAAGUUGUAAAAUUUUCUGUUCACAAGUAGACUGCAAUGGCACAUACGCUCUAAGGGAUGUCUAUAUUACGGAAAAUAUGGCAACUGAAACCAACCUUUCCUUAAGGAUUGAAAACAUAACUAGCAAUAGUUGUCGGAUAUUUUGGAGCAAACCAGCGCUAAUUGCAGGUGUUGUGGGUUAUACCAUAACGGCCACCAUUCUAAAAACCUAUUCCAACUACCCUCCAACACCAAUGGUUUGGGUUUAUAGCAAUGACACAUUUCAGACAGAAAUAUCCCCUCUUAGAUCUGCUUCAGAAUAUAAUAUUAGUGUAGAAGCUAAAUACAAUGACACCAAUAAUCUAGCAGAAGCCUACCAAAUACUAGUUACCAAAAUUGGAGAGCCAGAUAAUGUGCCCUAUCAACCGGUUAUUGUCAGAGAUGAUGGAGAAAAAGUAACAAUUAAAUUAUCACAGACAACCAAUAACAAUGGACCAGUGAGUGCCUACAGAAUAAUUGUCGUUAAUUCAGAUGAUAAUCAGGGAUUUUCAAAGGAUAACAUACUGUCCUAUAAAGACGCUCAAAGGCUUGGUCUGAGCUACUACAUAGCCGCGGAAGUACGUCCAGAGGAUAUUAACAGGGAAUUUAUUGUCGGCGAUGGGAAAUUUUACGGAUCAUAUUACAAUGCACCUUUAAGUUCGGGUGUAACACAUAAAAUAAUUCUUGGCCUUGUGAGCAAUUUCAAUGGGGAAAGCAAAGUUGUUUACAGUAACGCUAGCGGUUAUAACAACGGGAUUUCAAUUUUAAACGUUUACGACAAAGAAGAUGGCAGUAUGAAUGGUGUUCCUUUGUUACAAAUUUUUAAUUUACCAUAUUGUAUUUUAGAUGACGCUCCCGCUGUUAUAAUUGGUUUAUCGGUCGCUAUCGGGCUACUUACAUUUAUGCUUAUUGCGGGAAUAAUAGGAUUUAUAAUCCUGAAGAGUAAAAUAGUUAACAGAAGACAGAGACUGUCAGAUAAUCAGGAAUUAACUUUGCAAGGGCCCAUGAUCGAAGUGGAAAAUAAUGGAUAUAUUCACGAGGAGGAACACAUACCCGCGAUUUCACACUAUCGCAACUUAAAACAAAAAGUUAGGACGAUUCCAGCGAGCCAAUUAAAAAUUGAAUCCACGAACUUGCUGGGCAUCGGAAAAUUUGGAAAAGUUAACACAGGCACUCUGCAUGAGAACGACAACCUAAUUACAGUCACUUGCUACAGUAUAUAUGAUAAGAGGAUGAAUCAAGAAACUAAGCGAGGAAUGUUACAAGAAUUGGACGUUUUAAUAAAAACCGGCAACCACGAAAACAUCUUAAAUCUCAUUGGUACAUCCGAAACGUCACAAAUGGUGGUUAUAAUAAUGGAGUACGCGUCUACAAAUUUAAAAGAUUUACUCCUGAGUAGCAGGGAUCAUUUGCCGGAUAAAUUUAGCAGCAUGUCAGAGAAACAGGCUUUCGAAUACGCCAUAGGUAUCUGUAAGGGAAUGGCGUACUUGCAUUCCACCAACAUCAUCCAUAAACAGCUUUGCGCGCGAAGUAUAAUGAUCUCUAAUGGAAGCACGCCAAAGAUAGGGAGUUACGGGAUUGCUCAAUUCUUUAGUCACAACAAAAUACCCGACUAUACGCGAUGGACGGCGUUGGAAGUAUUUAAAAGUCACCAACACCACCCCAAGAGUGACAUUUGGUCAUUCGCCUGCUUGUUAUGGGAAGUUUGCUCUCUUGGGGGCACUCCAUAUGGAAAUAUUUCGGAUAACAACGAGAUCCCUCAACAUAUAGCAAAGGGAUUACGUUUGCAGCAGUUAAAAUAUGUAGGCGAUGACAUGUACCAAAUUAUGCUGGAUUGCUGGCAGUUAAUACCAGACGAAAGGCCCGCAUUCCUGAAUCUCAUUGAAUCGUUACAACAUUUACGCGAUCAAAGUCACAAUGUGACAGACGUUCUACGUUUUAACUUGUAUUCUAGUUUUCAGUACGAACAGUUUUAUCCCGACAUGGAGUUGUCAGUACGACCUGUAUUUUAGUCCCGUAUGCGUUGGUACUUGAAAUUUACUUAAAUUAGGGAAACAUUACUUAAAAUGAUUUGUGUUGACGAUUUUUGUGUAAGAUAUCCUUCGAAACUUAGUGUAUAGGUACCAUUAUUUAUUUUGACCAUUAUAUGUGCAUGCUCCGAAGAAAAUGGUUUUUAGGUCCAAAUAAAUUAUACAAUUCAUAAAACAAAAUUGUCUGAUCUGCGCUACCGUAGGAUUUUAACGCCCUUUGACCUCAUCUUGGACCCUUUCUUCCAUUCUUAUAUAUAAAAGGACGUAAAAAUAUGCCGGUGAUUGGCCGAUUAUGACAAUUUUGUGAUAAUAAAAGCGGAUAUUUAUAUUUUAAAUAUUUUUCUCAAUAAAAACUGU
This is a messenger RNA of Cylas formicarius (sweet potato weevil), 2628 nucleotides long. RefSeq names its product putative inactive tyrosine-protein kinase Wsck (gene Wsck). The transcript is spliced from 9 exons. NCBI's taxonomy places the organism in Eukaryota, Metazoa, Arthropoda, Insecta, Coleoptera, Brentidae. Gene Ontology annotation, cellular component: signaling receptor complex. Gene Ontology annotation, biological process: multicellular organism development; positive regulation of kinase activity; protein phosphorylation. Gene Ontology annotation, molecular function: transmembrane receptor protein tyrosine kinase activity; ATP binding; protein binding. The record is from RefSeq and is a predicted model, not a curated record. Bases 1 to 2253 code for a protein of 750 amino acids.